AGUGGAGUGCGCUGUUUUCUAUCGUCAGCCAUUCAGCGACAUACUAUAUUUAAGCGUUUAUGUACCAUAUUUUUUCGAAAGCCUCAACGUGCAUUUUUAUUUUGUACGUGAUAGCGGAUUUGCUUGUGUUGUUACAGCUUGUUUUAAGUAGCUGUUGGUUGGUCAAUUAAAUGACAAUGUAGCUGUCGUUUUUUUUAUGUGAAACGCAGGUCGACGUUAGCUGUUAGCUUCGCCGCUGCAUAACCAGCUGCAUGCUCGUGCACCGGCCGUGUGCGGCUUUGUUUUGAACUAUGUUUCCCUCCUGGGGGAAUUAUGGUGCACCGCCGGCGCAAAACUAUGGAAGUUCAGGGCCUCGUAAGCCCUCAAUGGGCAGCCACGCCAACCCGGCGUCUGGGUAUGGUGGUUUUGAGGCCUCGUCUGGCGGCUCACUGUUCUCCAGUCUUCAGGAGCAGCACCUCCAGCAGAUGCAGCAGCUGCAGAUGCUGCACCAGAAACAGCUCCAGUCUGUCUUACAUCAUGGGAACACCGCGCCUACCUACGGAGGUGGACACUCGGCUGGGUACAUGGGGCCAUCGUGGAAUUCAGGAGGAGCAGGACAUGCAGACAGCGGUGAUGGUGCUCAGUCACACUACAAACCAGAGGAGACUACUGCUCAAACGGGGAGAGUCCCACCAGCCCCAAAACGGCCUCCAUCGCACCCCAUCGAGCCUCAAGCGGUCCCUCCCCUUCCAGAGUCUCAGGUACCAAAGCCGACAGACAAUAUUGGUGUCCCCAGUGCCAGAGAGACCAUCAAGGACUCGUCGACAGAAAACAAUUCAUUGCAUUUACAGGAGCAGCAGCAGCUUUGGUACAAACAACAUCUUCAGAACCUACAGAAAUUAAGGCAGGAGCGGGCCAAACAGAAUCAGAAAGAGAGUGAUACCUGUGUGCCAGUACAUUCCCUAACAAGUCAAACAGUUCCUCCUCCACCACCCUUAGAACCACCAAAAAGCACCCCACCUCCACCGCCUCCGAAAGAAGAACCACCUCCAUUGCCUCAAACUGGGGAACAGAAGACCGAAGUCACUAAAGACCCAGAGGAAGCUGCCCGUCUCCAGCAAUUACAAGCAGCAGCAGCACAGUGGCAGCAUGUACAACAACAGAGAGCAGGUUUACAAUACCAGGCUCUCAUGCAACAACAUGAAAAGCUUCAGCAGAUUCUGGAACAAUACCAAAAGCUGAUACAUCAACCUCCAAACCUACAGUCAAUGUCUGCUGAAAUGCAGCUCAGGCACUAUGAAUUGCAACAGAAGCAAUUCACCCCUUUAUUCCAAAACUGGGAUCGCUCCUUUUCUUUGUGGUAUGAACAGUUCCAGACCUACCCCCAUAAAGAUCAACUGCAAGAUUAUGAACACCAAUGGAAACAGUGGCAAGAGCAGAUGAAUGCCACUAAUGCUCACCUUCAAGAGAGGGUGGCCACUCUUACUGCCAUGGUGCCCUUUGCCUCAAACCAGUUUAAUAAUGCUGUUGUAGGACAGUUUGGACCGUACCCUGGGCAAAACAUGCAAAUUCAACAGCAUACAGUAAACCCAAAUGUCCCGCCACCUCCACUUGCUGGUGGUCCUAAUCCUCCAACUCAGCAGACCACCAUUUUUGGAACACAUUCAGAAUCACCUGCUGGAACCCCUGUACAAGGAAGUGCCCCCUCUGGUGUAGCAGCCAGGCCCCUGGCUCCUCAGACUGGGCCACCGCCAGGCUUCAACAGUGUUAGAGGGCCACGGGUCAGCAGAUUUGACCAGCCACCACCAGGUUUUGAUGGUGCCCCAAGAUUUGACCAGCCACGCCCGCGCUUUGAUGGUCCGCCUAGAUUUGACCAACCAAGGUCACGCUUUGAUGCCCCCCCGAGAUUUGAUCAGCCACGCCAGCGCUUUGAUGCACCCCCAAGAUUUGACCAACCUCGAAUAGGUCAGCAGCCUAGGUUUGAGUCUUCUAGGCCCCCUGGUCCUUCACCUGGUAUUGAGUCUCAACCAGUACCUCAGCAAAUACGGCAGCAAAGUCCUCAACCUAAGCCAGAGCCAGUCACACAGCAACCUGCUGGUAUGGAUUCCAAGACUCCAGAAAAAAUAUCUAAACAGCUUCACCCUGUUAAAGAAAGAAAUGACCCUAAACACGGAAAGACCAAAAAUUACGAUAUGACAGAUGAUAGUUUGCUUGGAAGUGAGGGCUUCUUUGUUCCAAAUGAUCCAAUUCCUCAGACAUUACCAAGUAAUUCUGAUCCCAAAGAGACUGGCAAGAAUGCUUCUGAAGAUGUUGAGAAACCUUUACCAGUUAAAAGUAAUCCUCCUGUAACUACUGCUUCUGAUGUUACAAAAAGUCAGACGCCAACCUCCCACAAACCAGAUGGACUGUUGACAAACAGCAAACAACCACAAAUUCAGAAGCUUCCUGGAAUCCAACCACAAGUUUCUGGUCAAAUACAGUCAAGGCCAGAAGCUCCAAAGCCUCCACUUGGUAGGGGACGAGGCCACCCCCCAUUACGUGGUCGUGGACGUGGACAAAUGGGUCCCGGGGAGUUUGGGGGACCAAAAACUGUACCAACUGGGGAUAAGAUGGAAGAAACUCCAUAUGAUUAUGUGCCACCUGAAAGGAAGAGGAGGAUUUCAGAACAGCAAGAGGACUAUCACUGGCAAGAUCCUUCAUAUGAAGAGUUCGGUGGUGAUGAAUCAGAAGAUCCUCCUGAAGAAACAUGGAUGCCAGAAGAACAUUACUUUCAAAAUGAGGAGUAUUUUGAAGAGCCCGUAGGACCCCACAUGGGUAGAGGUGGCCCCUCAAUGAUGAGAGGAGGGCCCCCAAUAGGAAGAGCUGGUCUGCCUAUGGGCAGAGGGCGGCCCCCAAUGGGAAGAGGUCUACCUAUGGGCAGAGGAGGGCCACCCAUGGGUAGAGGGGGUCCACCAAUGGGGCGAGGAGGACCACCAAUGGGUCGAGGAGGACCACCCAUGGGGAGAGGAGGCCCAGUAAUGGGUCGAGGAGAGUCAUUGGACAGGCACUGGGAAGGUGCUGAGUGUGCUGAAGAAGGGGACCCUUAUUGGGGAGAAUGGAGACCUCCAAUGAGAGGAAUGAGACCUCCAUUCCCACCCGGCCGGGGCCGCCCCCCACGUGGGCACCCUAGUUUCAUGCCGCCAGGUCGAGGCCGACCACCUCACCUAGCACAUGGACCAAUGGAUCAUGAGACAGUAGGGCAUGAAAUGGACCCUGAUGACGGCAAUAUGGAUCCAUCAAUGCACCCAAUGUACCGUGCACAUGACCCCUAUGGACACCCAAUGCAUCCAGAUGCAGGAAGAGGCAGGCGUCGUGUGCCACCGCCACCACCUCAGGAAAUGAUAGAUCCUAUUGAAGAAUCUUCAUAUGAUGAAGAAAGAGAGCAAGAAUUAGAUUGGCAUCCACCCCCUUGCAGAGGUCCUCCACCUCCUCCACAUGAGAUAAUGGAUAGGGGAGGAAUGAGGAGACGACCUAUGGGUCGUGGAAUGGGCAGAGGCAUGUGGCGGCCAGGUCCAACACAUGAGGAAUAUGAACAGGGCUUUAAUGAGGGAUAUGCUGUGGAUUAUGAUCAUGGAGAAGAUGGUUAUCGCUGGCGGUCAGCACAGGGCUGUCCUCCUGACGACUACAACCAAGAUUCUAAGGGCUAUGAGUCAGAGUGGAACAGAGAGCGCGCUCCCCUUGAGAGGGACUAUCCUCCCCGCAUGCCACCACCAGAGCACUUCAGAGAUGGACGUUGGCAAGAGGAAAGUGAGAGAGGUCACCCCUAUUCAUAUGAUGGACACGGCAGGGGAAGAGGAGAACUUAGAAUUCGUGAAUACAGAGAUGAACCACCAUACAGACAGGAGGAGCCAUCACAUCUACCCCCAUCAGACUGGGAUAGGCCCUCUAGGCUCCCUCCACUAUCAGAGAGAGGAUAUCCUGACUAUCCAGACCGUAGACCCCAUUAUGAGGAGCAUAGAGAGGAGCCUUCUAUGGCUAUACCUCCACCUCGACCCUCUGCCUCACAUGCCACAGACAUCCCAGACAGCUCGGCUGAACCAGCAGCCCAAGGAACAACUGGAGCAAAUGUACUUGCGCUCUCCCAACGUCAGCAUGAGAUUAUUUUAAAAGCUGCUCAAGAGCUUAAACAAAUAAGGGAACUACAGGUGGCUAAGACUCCGAGUACCGAUCCACAGCAUGCACCCAACGAGGCUCUGGCAGAGCUACCCGCAGGACUUCUUGGUUUGGAGAUCCCACCAGAUGUCAGGAAUGUUCUGAAGGGUAUGACAGCAGCACAGAUGGGUGUCACUGAGCCAGCGUCUUGGGAAACUAAAUCUCUGGGUGUAGAUUAUCAGCCCUCACUCCACACUGCACCCUUACCUCCAGUGAUUCCUAAAACUGUAGAUUAUGGACACGGGCAUGAGCCUGGAGCCACUGUUGAACGCAUUUCUUAUGGGGAAAGAAUAGUGCUGAGACCUGAUCCAGUGCCAUCAGACAGAGGCUAUGAGAAAGAACCACUUGGUCUCAGAGACCCUUACACUAGAGACCCAUACUAUGACAGACGACCGGAGCCAUAUAUGGAACGUCGUGACUACAGCAGAGAGCGGGAAUUGUACAGAGAAAAACCUCCUGAAUACGAAAGAGAAAGAUUUGAGAGGGAUCGCUAUCUUGCACGGGAGAGAGAUGACAGGUCUCCUCUGGCUCCAGCUCUGCGCUCGAGUUACAGAGACAGGGAUGUUCGGGACAGGGAACGAAGUGGCAGUCGUGAUCCAGAUGACCACUAUGGGAGGCCUGGCUACGACAGACCUCCAUAUGAGCGUGCUGGAAUUGACCGCAUUGGACAUGAGCGCUACAGCUCACCCUACAUGGACAGAAGAGGUUAUCCAGAUGAGAGAGUGCCUCCCGCCGCAGCAACGCUCCCACCUCCACCACCCCCACCGCCUCCAAGAGUUGAGAAGAAGCCAGAAAUCAAGAACAUUGACGAUAUCCUUAAACCACCUGGCAGAUUAUCCCGGCCUGAGAGGAUUGUCAUCAUAAUGAGAGGCCUCCCAGGAAGUGGAAAAAGUCAUGUUGCUAAACUCAUACGGGACAAAGAGGUGGAAUGUGGUGGUGCACCUCCCAGAGUUCUUGUUUUGGAUGAUUAUUUCAUGACAGAGGUUGAAAAAGUUGAGAAAGAUCCAGACACUGGGAGAAGAGUUAAAACCAAGGUCCUGGAGUAUGAGUAUGAGCCAGAGAUGGAGGAUACCUACAGGAGCAGCAUGCUUAAAACCUUCAAGAAAACUUUAGAUGACGGCUUCUUCCCCUUCAUCAUUUUAGACACCAUUAACGACAGAGUUAAACAUUUUGAUCAAUUCUGGAGUGCAGCCAAAACUAAAGGUUUUGAGGUGUAUGUGGCUGAAAUCACGGCAGACACUCAGAGUUGUGCUAAGAGGAACGUCCAUGGGCGCACACUUAAGGAUAUAUUGAAGAUGUCCAACCAAUGGGAGUCCUCGCCACGUCAUAUGGUGCGCCUGGAUGUCCGGUCUCUGCUUCAGGAUGCUGCUAUAGAGGAGGUUGAAAUGGAAGACUUCAAUCCUGAUGACGAGACCAAGGAACCGAAGAGAGAAGAAGAAGAGGAGGGUGAUCUGGGUUAUAUUCCAAAAAGCAAAUGGGAGAUGGACACAUCUGAGGCCAAACUUGACAAGUUAGACGGUCUGGGAAGCAGCGGGAAGAGGAAACGUGACGGCGAGCGCAUGUCAGGCCUGGAGGACUACCUUCAGCUGCCAGACGACUAUGCCACUCGCAUGUCUGAACCCGGGAAGAAAAGAGUUCGAUGGGCUGAUCUGGAAGAGCAAAAGGACGCAGACAGAAAGCGUGCUAUCGGUUUUGUGGUGGGUCAAACGGACUGGGAAAGGAUAACAGAUGAGAGCGGCCAGCUGGCACAAAGAGCUCUUAACCGCACCAAGGUUUCAGAAUGUGAACAUGCUGCAGCUUACAGCCGCAGAGGGGAUCCUGCGAAUAGCUGUCAAUACAAGAUACAGUUGGCUGUGCUCCUGCAAGUCAAGGUCCGGCCGGUCAGCGCUGACCCCCAGGACAGGGCUGCCCCCCAGGACCGCGCUGCGGGCGAACUUCUCCAUCUGGAUGUAGUAAAACUCUCUGAAGUUGCUGAACCACUUGAUGAGCUGGGAGGUGAUGCAGCGCGUGAACUGAGGACGACACACACACGGCAGGUGAUUUGUGCUCAGACCCUCCUACGGGAGCUUACGGCCGUCGGGCUCGCUCUUCACCUGAGGGGGGCACAGGCCCCCCGGCAGCCCCCCCGGCACGGUGCGGCUCUGCGGGCUCCUCACGGGCCUGGACGUCACCUUGGAUUUGACUUGGAGAGAAUUCCAGCGUGCGCCAGAGCUGCUCUGCCCCGCCUGGCCGCGUCCCUCCUGCGGACAUCCCCCCGCAGGCUGCUGGUCAGGGCCGCCGGGUUUCCUCUCCUGAGCCCGAUCCUCGUGGCCGAAGAGGAGGGGGGGCGUCCACCUGGACUGGGGGACAGUCUCGUUGGACCUGUCCGGUCGAGGCUUUUGGACAACCAGCGACAGAGCCUCUGUCUGGACAUCGGGAACGCGCAGCCUCUCCGUCCCACAGCCGGACGAGUCAGGCGCGUUGUCCACGCCAGCCGCUGA
Menidia menidia (Atlantic silverside) is the source of this 6650-nucleotide messenger RNA. The record is from the annotation of a GenBank genome assembly. Lineage: Eukaryota; Metazoa; Chordata; Actinopteri; Atheriniformes; Atherinopsidae.